GCUAGCUCCGCUGCGAGGCUGCUCUCGCGAGGGCGUUAAGGGUGCCAGCCCGGGCAGAGAAGGCGCGCAAAAAUAGUGCACUGCUGCGGCGAGCCGGAUUGCUGCGGCGCGCGAGCCGUGCAACGCCGCGCAGCACGCCGUCCCCGCGAGCACUCGAGCAGUGCACCUGGCCCAGCAGCGAGGCCGCGACAAGCUCACGCAAAUAGAGCACCAACCUAAAAUGUCGGCCCUCGACCGCGCCACGGCCGACGAGACGGAGCGGCCGCCCGACCCAAGUGCCUUCGGCGUCUACUACGCGCGGCUGCAGCACCAGCAGAACAUGCUGCAGGACGUGGUAAGGACGGACACGUACCGAAGGGCUAUUGUGGGCAACGCGGAUGAUUUUAGGGGGAAGGUUGUGUUAGAUGUCGGUGCUGGGACGGGAAUUCUGUCGUUCUUCGCGGCACAGGCCGGCGCCGGGCGCGUCUACGCCGUCGAGGCGUCGGCCAUGGCGGAAAGAGCGGCAUCUCUAGCAGCGUCGCAGGGCAACGCUCGGUUAGCCCGCUACGCGCCGGACGAAUCUCGAGCAAAAGCGGGCGCGCUGUCCACGUCGAAGCUCUCGGCGGACGCGGCCUGGGACGCCCUGGACCCGACGGCGCGCAUCCACGUGGUCCGGGGCAAGGUGGAAGAUGUUACUAUACCUGAACACGUGGAUGUUAUUAUAUCAGAACCUCUUGGCACGGAACACAGCGUCUACGUCAAUACAAACAACCCGGAUGACGACACACGCAAAACAAUCCUACGCCGAGCCAAAACGGCCUUGAGAGAUACGCACAUAACUCAGCUCAUUCCGACGGGUUACUUACUAUAUACACACAUCCCCAUGUCGCGAUAAAAUCUCACUCACGUGUAUAGGUUUCUUACUCGUCCACGAGCGCAUGCUCGAGGCCUUUAUUAAUGCAAGAGAUAGGUUUUUGAAGAGUGGAGGCCUCGUCAUGCCCUCGAGGGGCGACAUAUUUGCGCAGCCGAUCACCGAUGGUCAGUUGUGGCAAGAGCAGGAAGCCAAGGCAAGUUUCUGGCGUUCCCAAGAUUUCCAUGGGGUCGAUCUGUCGGCGUUACAUGAUGCGGCCCUCGACGAGUACUUCGGCCAGGCGGUGGUCGGCUAUUACCCGCCCGAGGCGGCUGUAAGUGACGACGUCGCGACGUACGCUUUUGAUUUUGGCACUUGUAGUGUGCAAGACCUGCGGAAGUUCGAAAUUCCUUUCUCGUUCCGCAUUACGAAAACAGCAAUACUCCACGGCUUCGGCUGCUGGUUCGAUGCCCGUUUUGACGGGUCGACGGAAAGGGUAGUACUCUCGACGUCACCGAAAGCCCCGGGCACGCACUGGUACCAGUCUCGACUACUAUUGCGACGGCCGAUCGCCGUCAACCCCGGCCAAUCUAUCUCGGGUACCUUGUCAUUUAAGGUUAACGACCGCCUGUCGUACGACGUUGAGGUGAAUGUGGUCUUGGACGGGACGUCGGUGUCUUCGCACCAGCGCGUGCGUUUGGACGACCAGAUGUACCACUACCUGACGCCGGGCCAGCCCCAGGUGCCGCACGCGUGAAGAACGCGCCCUCCCCCUCUUACGUUUCGUAGUAAGACACAAGAUUA
This is a messenger RNA of Pelagomonas calceolata, 1633 nucleotides long. The record is from the annotation of a GenBank genome assembly. NCBI's taxonomy places the organism in Eukaryota, Pelagophyceae, Pelagomonadales, Pelagomonadaceae.